This is a messenger RNA of Syngnathoides biaculeatus (alligator pipefish), 1158 nucleotides long. RefSeq names its product WASH complex subunit 3 (gene washc3). Gene Ontology annotation, cellular component: WASH complex. Lineage: Eukaryota; Metazoa; Chordata; Actinopteri; Syngnathiformes; Syngnathidae. Gene Ontology annotation, biological process: exocytosis; actin filament polymerization. The transcript has 7 exons. The record is from RefSeq and is a predicted model, not a curated record. The coding region runs from base 138 to 728 and encodes 196 amino acids.
GAUACCAUACUUUGUGGUCACAUGAAAUAGUCAACAGUUUACGUUCGUGUGCACAUCAUCUGCACAUUACCGCAGCAUAUGAAGCAGAAUAAAUUCAAAUUUGCGCUCAAAUUACUAAAGUGUAUCUAGGAAGAGUCAUGGACGAGGACGGACUUCCGAUUGUGGGCUCCGGAGUCGAUCUCACGAAGGUCCCUGCUAUUCAGCAGAGAAGAAUUGUUGCUUUCCUCAACCAGUUCAUCGUCCAGACGGUUCGCUUCCUCAACAACUUUUCCAUCGUGUGCGAAGAGAAACUCGCCAACAUAUCCCUGCGCAUCCAGCAGAUCGAGACCACGCUGUGUAUCCUGGAAGCCAAGCUGUCCUCCAUCCCCGGACUGGAGGACGUCACGCUCGAACCUCCGCAAAGCGUUCGGGCCAACGGAACCGACGUCCCCCCGGACGUGAUCCUCCCCCCUUUGGAGCCUCCUCACGGCGCUCCGGAAGACGCGACGACGCCCAAAGCGGAGGAGGUCAACGUCGUGACGGUGGCCAAGGAUCCGCGCUACGCCAAAUAUCUGAAGAUGGUUCAUGUGGGCGUUCCCAUCAUGGCCAUCCGCAAUAAAAUGAGCAUGGAAGGUUUGGAUCCGGACUUGCUCGACAAGCCGGACACCCCCGUGCCAGACGCGGGUGGAAACACCGGCGAGGACGGCGUCGUGGACGCUUCGGACAGCGAGUCGUCCUUCAGCGACUGACGUCUCGUCGGAUGCGACGCGGCCCGCGCUGGAGGUCCGUUGAUGUGGUGUGCCUGGGAGCCUCAAAUGUGGAGAAUUAGCCAAGUGCACUUCCUCAGGAUGAAGCAUUUAGUGGGUGUUCCACACUUAAAAUGUUCAGUGAGGACGUUGUAGUUCUCGCUUACUAACGUUGAACUCGGUAUUUUAUGCUAAAUAGGAUUCCAUGUUGAAAAACUCGUUUUAUGUCAUCACAUUCUAGCAUAAAUUAUCCAUUAGUGGGAAUGUGGUCAAAAUGGAUAGAUGGAAAAUGGUGUUAACGAUGGGAUGUUUUCAAAUCAACAGUUGUGGUACGUUAAGACUUCUCUUUUAACUGUUGACAUGAGCAACCUUUUAUUUUUUUUUUUUUUUGGGAAUAAUUAUGAGUGAACGAAUAAAGGAUAAUGAUGCGAUU